CCCGAGGGCACUGGCUGCCAGAUUCUUCUCACAGAAAGAUCGUGGGCCACUCAACUUGGUCUGAGCCAUGGCACCCAAGAAAGCUAAGAAGAGGUCCGAAGGUGCCAACUCCAACGUUUUCUCCAUGUUUGAACAGGCUCAGAUCCAGGAGUUCAAAGAGGCAUUCACCAUUAUGGAUCAGAACCGCGACGGCUUCAUUGACAAAGCAGACCUGAGAGACACAUUUGCUGCAUUAGGACGUUUGAAUGUGAAAAAUGAAGAACUGGAGGAUAUGAUCAAGGAAGCUCCUGGACCAAUUAACUUCACUGUGUUCCUGACCAUGUUUGGCGAGAAACUCAAAGGUGCUGAUCCAGAAGAGACUAUUCUGAAUGCAUUCAAAGUUUUUGACCCGGACGGCAAAGGCUUAAAGGCAAAUUACAUUAAAGAGAUGCUCACGACGCAAGGAGAACGGUUUUCACAGGAGGAGGUAGAGCAGAUGUUUGCGGCUUUUCCUCCAGACGUCACUGGAAAUCUGGACUAUAAGAAUUUGGUCCACAUCAUCACACACGGGGAAGAGAAGGAUUGAAGUGGGAGAGCGUUGAAG
This is a messenger RNA of Euleptes europaea (tarantolino), 583 nucleotides long. It is a transcript of the gene MYL2, whose product is annotated as myosin light chain 2. Gene Ontology annotation, molecular function: calcium ion binding. Gene Ontology annotation, biological process: heart development; cardiac muscle contraction; muscle cell fate specification. Bases 68 to 565 code for a protein of 165 amino acids. Gene Ontology annotation, cellular component: cytoplasm; myofibril. The transcript has 7 exons. Lineage: Eukaryota; Metazoa; Chordata; Lepidosauria; Squamata; Sphaerodactylidae. The record is from RefSeq and is a predicted model, not a curated record.